AUGAAGAAAAUGAUCUCAUGCUUCCUUUUGCUGGUUGGACUUUUCCCUGCCUUGGCCAGAGAGAAACGCUUUCCAGGGACACUUUUAAGUCAAAGAAAUGAUGUUUCUUUACUUGGUGAGUUGCAAGUUGGCAAUAUCAAACAAUGCCUGCAUACAGUUUAGGACUUCCUAAUGCUUGUAGAUUGUAAGCAAUGGGGACUGCGCUGCUCUGCUCUUUUGGAGGGGAUGAUUAUUGUGGAAGCCACAACACCAGAGAUAGGAUAGGGAAGCAGAGAAGUAGAACAGUUUGGGAAGAUGCAUAUACUAUUAUGAUGAGUGGUCUUUUUAAACAGGCAACACUACUUCUGGAUGGACCAAAGUACCUGGUGAAGUGGCAGAGAGAGGCUUGCAUAACCUUUUCCUUGCCUGCUGUUUCCUUUAUCAGAUUACAAAACAGCCAUGAUUUUAGGGGGAGGGGGGAGGGCAGAGAGAUAGUUGCUUUGGAGUGAUUUGGAGCAAGAAACAGUGAGCAAGAAAAUAGUCAAGCACUCCCUUCUCUUCACUGCCUCUCUAGUGCCUGUUCCUUUCUGGAAGUAGCUUUUACUGCUUAAAAAGGCAUGGUGGGUUGAUGAUUACAUUCAUAAAUGUCUAGUUUGACACUUAAAAUGGCACGUACAUGUUGGGGAAAUUGUUGGUAUUAAUAGCAUCAAUUAUAUGAAUUAUACCCUAUUGCUUGAAGUGCCUGGAAUAAACUAGUACAGUAAAUCUAUUUUCCUAGAAGCUCAACUAGAUGACCUAAUGCACAUUUUAUAUUUCCAUUGCUUAUGAAUGUGUCAUAAACACUGGAUUCCAAAUAAGAGGUUUGGGAUCAAAAUCACAAAAAUUAAAGUUGUAUGUUCACAGGUGUUGUUUUAAUCCUUGCUAGUUAGUAUUGUUAUCUUUGUUAGAAUUGCGUCAGAAAGUUCCAUGAGGGGUAUAUAUCCUAUCCUGUCCUUUCCUUUCCUUUUUGGACUACAUUAGUUGUAAAUCAGAGCCAGAAUUGUGGGCAUGGUUAAACAAAGCCAGAACUUUUCAUUUCCGUGUGAUGUUUGCAAAGACUUCAAAAUUUGCCUUGGCUAGAGUACUGCAUUUGACCCAAUUUAUUCUUAUUUCUGAUUAGUUAAUUAUGGAACAUAUGCAAAAUCCACAGCUUGCCCUCUGACUAUUAGUAUUCCAAAGCUGCAUCACUACUUCUAAAACUGGUGCCAAAACAAUGUCCUGGGAAGGAGGAACCUACACCUGGCAUUCAAGAGCCCUGUGACAACUGACAGGGCCCAUGGAGAAGAAUGUGUUGGCUUUUUGGCUCCAUUCCUUCAUGUACUUGAGUCUGAAAAGUUACACUGAAAAUAGCUCACCUAAUUUUUUUACUUGAAAUGAUAAGCAUCUUUUGAGGGUUAAUCCCCCACCCCGACUUUUUUCAACUACAUUUGAAUCAACACAGAGAAUUCCAGCUUACGGCAUAAUUGGAAGAGAAACAAUGAACUGGAUCCAACUCCUCAGAUUGAGGUCCAGACUUCCUAGUUUGGUCUCCAGUGGUGACCAAACUUAAGUUCAGCCCUUCCAACUCUAUUUUAAUUUCUUUCUUUCUGACUUCAUUCCUGCAAAUAUCCCUCACGUGUUAUCCAUGUACAAUUAUUAUACCAUAAUUAUUGGUGUUUUAUUCUACGCUAGAAAAAAGAGAGAGAAAUAACUGCAUACAGGAGUGAGGUAAUAAUGUGGAAAACUAAUAAAUAUGCCAGCAUUUCUGCAUCUCAUUAGAAUUGGAAUGCCAUUUUUGCUCAUUUUGGAGGAUGUUCAGCAACCUCUGGUUCUGAAACCUUUCUGUGACUCUCUGAAGAAACCUUGACUGUAGCCCCCAAAUGAAUAAAACAUAGUUACUUCAUAGACCGCAAAUAACAUUGUUGUUCUGUGCCCACAAAUGUUUCUGGUUGCUGACAAAAGACCAAAUGAACCAGAGGGAAAUAUGGCCAUUUCCCUCAAUAAAUUGCACAAACAUGUUUUCAGUAUUUAUCCUUGAACCGUUUGCUUAAGCACGCAACAAUAGACAACAGUACAAAAAAACCAAAAAAAUCUAAUUUUGACUUUGUAUUUCCCCAAGAUGGAAUAUUGCUUCAGUGACUACAGAAUAUGCAGACUCAGAAUAGGAGCCCAUAAUGUUAGGUUCUUACCACUAGCUGAAUUUGGUUGUUGCCUACAUCUUUUAUGCUAAUUCACAAUUCUUCUUUUAGUAUUAUUAGUACAGUCAAACCUCGGAUCCGAACGCCUCCGUUUUGGAACAUUUCGGCUCCCAGACGCUGAAAACCCGGAAGUAAAUGCUCCGGUUUUUGAAUGUUUUUCGGAAGCCAAACAUCCGAUGCAGCUUCCACUUGGGUGCAGGAAGCUCCUGCAACCAAUCGGAAGCCGCGCCUCGGUUGUUGAACAUUUCGGAAGCCGAUUGGGCUUCCAGAAUGGAUUACAUUCGACUACCGAGGUUUGACUGUAGCAUGUUUAUACUCCACCUUUCCUCCAAAGAGGUGAGACUGGUAUAUAUGUUACUCGCCCCUCCCAUUUCAGCCUUACAACAACCCUGUGAGGUAGGCAAGGCUGAAAGAUGGAGACCGUAGCAAGGUCAUCAUGGCCGAGUGGGGAUUUGCACCUCGGUCUCCCAGUUCCUAGUCCAGCACUCUAACCAGAACACUAAAAAUAUUGGUAGAUUGAGUAUCUGUGGGUUGUAAAUUAAAUUUCAUUUGCUUCCUAGUUCUUAAUUCAAAUUAUAAGCACUCUACCUGACCCAUCAUACUCACUUUGGGGAAUUGUUUGUUUUAUAUAUCUGCUUUCCCCUCUCCUUUUUCAGAAAAUUUUUGCAAUAACAAACGGCUGGACCUUGUGUUUAUCAUCGACAGUUCUCGCAGUGUUCGCCCUUAUGACUUUGAGAAAGUGAAAGAAUUCAUCUUAACCAUCUUGCAGUUUUUGGACAUUGGCCCGGAUGCCACUAGAGUGGGACUCAUUCAAUAUGCCAGCACGGUCAAACAGGAAUUUUCCCUGAAGACCUUUAGGAGGAAACAGGAUGUGGAGAGAGCAGUGAAAAGAAUGUUGUACCUGGCCACAGGUACCAUGACGGGAUUAGCCAUUCAGUAUGCAGUGAACAUUGCAUUUUCAGAAUCUGAAGGGGCUCGGCCACUCCGACAGAACGUGCCUAGAGUGAUCAUGAUAGUGACAGAUGGGAGGCCUCAAGAUCCUGUCGCAGAUGUUGCCGCAAAAGCCAGGAAUUCGGGAAUUCUGAUUUUUGCUAUUGGCGUGGGAAAAGUAGAUAUGAAUACCCUCAAGUCCAUUGGGAGUGAACCUUAUGAAGACCAUGUGUUUUUGGUUGCAAAUUUUAGCCAGAUUGAAACGCUGACUUCUGUGUUCCAGACUAAACUUUGUGGUAAGUCUCUUAAACGUAGAUUUUGAAAGUUUUGUUGAAAAGUCUUUUAAAGGUGCCUCCCUACCUCCCUCUUGUUUUUAAAAGAAACAGGUGCAUGCCAGAACCAUGGGUUCCUUAUCAUGAAAGACAAAUUGCAGUGUGUUUGAUGAAUAGGCAGGUUUUUUGAGAAGCACCACAAAUAAUUAUUUAAGGCUGCAUUCAGAUGCAGCAACAAAAAACAGUUUUCCAUUAUGUGCAUGAGCCGCAGUGAACCUUGAACUCACACACUUUCCCUUUCCCUUUCCCUUUCCCUUUCCCUUUCUUUCUUUGCAUGCAAAGGGAGGAAAUGUAAAACUUCUGAUUGCAGUCAGUAAUGAACUGCAUCUUCCUGUUUUCUCUGAAUAUGGUAAGCUGACAUAGGUCGUUCACCUGUACAUGCCAGAAUCAAACAAUAGUUUAAUAUCCUGGUUUGUUAUUUAACUAUGAUUUGUACAAAGAGUUUCUCAUGUUCAAACAGAAUGGGAAACUGUGGAUGGUUACAAACCAUUUUGAGCAGGAAAGACUAUUUUGGUGCUCGUUUCAUUCCUUUAAUAUGCAUGUUCUCUUUGCCCAUUGAAAGAAAAACCUCUUAUCUAGGUUUUUACACCUCUUACCUAGUCUUUUCGUAUAUUACCGGUAAGUCUUUAGCAGAAGUAGUUUUGUUUAAUUACCUUUCUAUUUUUCAGUCCAACACAUGUGCAGUGUGACUGAACAUGGCUGUGAUCAUUUCUGCAUCAACACUCCUGGAUCUUAUGUAUGUAAAUGCAAACAAGGGUAUAUUCUGAACUCAGACCAGAGGACCUGCAAUAGUGAGUUUUCUAUUGUAUCUCUCUUAUAUCUUACCAACUCAUAAAUACAGUCUUUGGUGUAAAAUUGCAAAGCUGUUGUGGUCUCAACAGCCUGAAAACAUUUGACAUUACUUCCUUGGAAAAUCAAUAUAUCCACUCCUGAUAACUUUGUUUUAUAAGGUAAAAUGGUGGAAUGGUUUUUUGGUGUGUGUGUAUCAACAUAUUCUAAGAAAGCUACAUGUUAAGUUUUCUCUACUACAACAUAGUGCAGUUUCUGAUGUAAAUGUAAUGCUGUACUUUCCUUUUCUGCAUAUCAUUGGCUGCUUCUGGUGGGAGCUGGACAAUUCUCAGCAUAGCAGCACCCAGGAUAUUAUGCACUAUGCAUGAUGGGGAAACAUCUUUGAGGGGGGAAAUGCUAACAUUUUCAGCAACAGAUCCAUAUUGUUUUUUUGUGGUUCUGCCCACAGGAACACCAAUAUUGCUAUAUAGUUGGUAGUACCUGUACCUCUUGCCUAUGUCUUUCCCCUUUCAAUUCUCCCGUCAUUUUAAUAGUAGGAAAACUUUUUAAAAACACUUUGCAUUUCCAUUUUGUCUCACAUUUUCUUUUUCCUCUGUGCCAAAGAUUUCUUCACUUUCCUUGCCAAAACAGUGUGUGAUAUCUAGUCUCAGAUCUUAUCAUGGUUAUUGCUUGCUAUAGUGUAGAAUACAUUUAAAAUAUAAAAUGUUUCAUCUAAGAUCUGGAGUCUUAGACUAGGACUUCUCUCCUGUUUAUGUCACCCUGCAACAUGUUGAAAAAAUAAUUAGCUGCAAUAGUCUUGUCCAGAAGAUCAACGUGGCAUUGUGGCACCAAAUGCUUUGUGCACUUCUUCACAGUGUUUAUAGUGAAGAUUUCCCUCAGAGGCAAAUCAUUAUGUUUUUCCUCCACUUGUGUCUCAAAAUAAACAUUAUAUAGUAGCACAUGGCUUUUUUUGGAUUCUAAGUGGCCUUCCUUCCUAUGAUAACUUAGUUCAAGUUAUGUACAGCAAAGUGAUAAAAAUUAUAAAUAGCAUGGGCAUAAUUAAAUAGAAGGUGCCCCUACACCACCACUUUAUGACAUACAGCUUAUUGCCUUCUCUUAUAAAGUACUGAUUUAGGACAAACAAAAUAAAAUAAUUCCUUCCAGUAGCACCUUAAAGACCAAUUAAGUUUGUUAUUGGUAUGAGCUUUUGUGUGCAUGCACACUUCUUCAAAUAGCUUCACACUUCUUCAUAUAACUUCUUCAGGUGUAUCUGAAGAAGUGUGCAUGCACACGAAAGCUCAUGCCAAUAACAAACUUAGUUGGUCUCUAAGGUGCUACUGGAAGGAAUUAUUUUAUUUUGUUUCGACUAUGGCAGACCAACACAGCUACCUACCUUUAACUGAUUUAGGACAGUAGUGCAGAAAAUUGGCUGCAAGGAACAUUAUGAUGAGUGGUGCCCAAUGGGUGACCAUGAAAAUUGCCAGAAAUUGGUGCAGUAGGAAUGCGCAUUAAUUCACCAGUAGAAUUGCCGUUCCUGACACAGCACAUAAGUGUCUUCACUGCAAUUAAGUGCAGAGAGAAAGAGAGCCAUGGAGGGAGCAAGAGUGAUGAUGGUCCAUUUAUAUACCAUUCUAAAGGAUUUUCUCGCUUUUAAAAAAAUGGCAUAGUUAUAUUGUGGCCUAAGCUAAGUAUAGAAUCCCCAAGAUAUUUUUUCCCUGGUAACUAUGGCCAAGGAAGCAUGUGUGGCAGCUGUGGAUGUAUGCACUGCUGAUGGCCCUGUCACACCUAUUGUAGAAUAUUAAGAAAGGUGGAUGCUAGAACAGUUUUGUUGGCAAGGGUUAAAUUCAAGCUGAUGCAGCCCUAGUGUGAUUUAUUUAUUGCCUUAUUUUAAUGAUUUGUUUUACAUAUUAAUAUGCCACCUUUCAGAAUGACAGUUUGCAUCAAAUAAAAGCAAUUUUUAAAAACCCACUUCUACAGUGUGAUCCAAAAAUAUUGAGUGGAUUCAUCUAACCAGCCCCAUCAGCAGAAGCUUUCUGGCCAGGGUUUUCCUCCUCUUUCUCCCACUGCACCACAUAUAAUUGGCUCUGAACCACCCCAGAACAGUGUGCAGGAGGAAGAAAGGAGUAUCAUUCUGUUUGGCAAGCUGGAAUGAUUACAUAGAUUGAAUGUUGGGAAGAGUGUGAUGUUGAUUUCCACUCAUUGUAUUUUUUAUUUUUAUUUUUUUGCAUGUGUUGUAGAAUGUCCAGAAGCAUAUAAGGCCAAAAGCACAUUCCUCACAUGGUCUCUAAUCUCUGCAGAUAUAAAUAAGCCUUGUUUACAUUUUCAGACAAUACAUGGUCAACAUUAACCAGAUGUAUUUGACUAAAUGCUAGCAUCGGCUUUCAGUUAACUUCCACACUAAAUUUAACAUCCUCAAAAUCACUUACCCUUUCUAAUCUCUCAAAGUCACUGGCUAUAAUUCACAUCUCAUUAAAGUAAAUGGCAAGGCUCUCACUAGUAGUUCAGGUUUGUGAAUUUCACUCGCUGGCUGCAGUUCCACAACCAGUUUAUACAUAUAUGUGACCCAUUAAUUUAAUCAGCAUUGACUUAGGCGUACAGGAAAUGUGCCCCUGUGUUAAAUGGCUUCCCUACACCCAAUAUCCAGAUGUUGAGUGUGGUUGCCUGUAGCAGGAAAAGCCCAAAGUGUACAUGUAUCAAAGAAGGGUACUUUAAAGUAUUGAUAUUACAAGUCUGGAAUUCCCCGCACAGAGCAGCCUGCAACAACUUAUCCCUUCCUAUUUUUAAAGAGAGUUUGAAAGGGGGGGGGAGGAGUUUGGAAGGCUUCUUAAAAUCGAUUAAAACCAUUCUGCUCACUAAACAGAAUUGGUUCAUCAAACAGAUGAGAGUUCAUUUUAUUUUUAGUGUCAAGAUCAGGAGCAGUCAGUGGGGUCACUGCCAUGGAAACCAGCCUUUUGGCAUUGGGGUUUUUUGCUGCUUACAAGGACAGCGGCUGAAAAAGGAUGGCAGUGAAGUUGGACUGGCUCAGGCACACCAGAGAAAGCAUCAGAUUGGCUCUGCUGGUGUGUUUGUGUCCUGGUAAGCAGCAGUGAUGCAGCCCCAACAGCCCCAUUGGUUUUUUUCUGCAACAGACUAACAUGGCUAUCCUUAGCUUUACUGUUAUUUUGUUUGUGUUGUUGGUUUCUAAAUAGUUGCUCCAUUUAAAUAAUGUUUUGUUUAUUCUCACAUUUGGGCAAUUAAGAUUUCCUUUUUGAAAGGAAACAAAAUGUGUCAGGCAUAGAGGGAACUUUGAAGAAACUAGAUAUAGCGUAUCCAGUUUGUUCGUGCAGAAAACAAACCUAUAGUAAGUCUUGGCUGGGGAAAAAGUAAGCAUGCCAUUCUCUGGGAAAGCAUGCGUGUAUUUGUCACAGUGAGCACAGAUUGUAUAAGUAAACAGUUGCUUCUUUUACCAAAUAUUUAAUCUAUAUUUUCAGAAUUAUGUCUAGGUUUUUAAAGUAUCAGUAUCACAUAUCAGUUUUGACACUUUGUUUUAGAAUGUUUUAUUUUUUUAUAAAGUUGUUUAUAUAUCAUGGGCUUGUGUUAAACAUGACUUGCUUAUUUUAAUCUCUUUCUCACAUUUAUCUUUAAAUACGUCCAAAUCUCCCUGGUCAUAAAUUCUUGAGGUAGGAAAAACAAUCUGAAUAAGCAAGGGUGACUUUAAAUCACUUAAGUAGUACCGAUUGUGGAUAUUUAGUUUCUAGGCUGUAGGGGCAAUUAGUGACCUGAUACUGGUUUUUUAAAAGCAAUACUGCAAAGUAUUCUCUUUUUUAAUUGUUUGAAUCCUAUUUCUUGAGGGAGAUCGUUCUAGCUUAAAAGAUCUUUCAGAAUUUUAAACUAAAAGCAUAUUUAUACUGCUACCCAAUCUGCCAGUUGGCUAUAUAUUGGCUUUGGGAUGGGACCCCUCUGUAUUGCAGAAGAUACUGAGACAUGUUUUAAGGCACCCACUGAACUCACACAGAGCAUAGUUCAUGUAGGAGAUUACCAGCCAAACCUAACAAAUGCAUAUUCUUGUUAGUUAGCAUGAGAAGGGGCUAAAUCCACAGAGCUGUAUUGCUGAUAGGCAGAUACUCAGACUGUUAUGUACUGAAGUUCUCACCCUGGGCCAGCAGGGGGAUACUGUAGAUAGUUAUGCAAAUGAAGGAUUGAAAGUGACGUUCAGUGAUUGGAUAGUUUUAGAAAGUUGCUACAGUAACGUUGUACUGGAGCUCUAGAUAAGCAGGCUGACUGAGCCCUUCAGUUCAGUUCUGUUCUGGCCUCUGAAUAAACAAGAGCUGUUUGAAGAAUCGCUGUGUCGUCUGAUAUGUUCACCCACAACUUAACACAGACCAUACAAUUGGUAGAGAGGGCUCUGUGUGAUGUCGUUUCCCCUCCUCUCCUAUAGAGGAAGGAGCAUAUAGUACUUCCUGUUCCUCUCUAUGUUCCUUUGACUAGUGUUGGAUUCAGAUAUGCCUCUGCUUGCUGCAGCUUUUAGGCACAUGGCUGAAGCUGGUUACAUUGUAAAUAUAAGUAUUUUGCCUGCAUAGUUUUUCCUGCUGCCACUUCUGUGAACCAGUGCAAUAUUAUAAGUAAGUAAAUUAUAAAUAUUUUUACUUACUUUACAAGCUGUUGCCUGAUUCUUUGUUAAGUGGGGUAAGAAGUGGGAAGCCAACUUACUUGCUAGCUGGAUUUGCUCGAAAGGAGGCUUUGCAGCCUAAUUCCUAUGCUUCUGAUUUUGCUGCCAAGGUUGGGAUUUUGAAACUCUGUUCAACCCACACAUGUGGGAGCCUAGAGAAAUGAAUUGCAAUUAGUAUAUCUUCUCUUACCUAUUAAAACCCAUCCCACAGGUCACACUUUGUUGACCCCAGUUUCACUCUGCACAGACUGAGAGAGGUAGCUGUGGUAGUCUUCUUCAACAUGAGCAACAGCAGAGUCUUGCAACACAGCAUUUAUUAUGGCAUAGACUGGUGGUAGCCAGUGUGGAGCCCUCCAUAUGGUGUGGACUAAUUAUCAGGAAAUCUGCAUAGGUUUGCAAUUCAGUGCUAUUCAAUCUCAUUUCAAGUAAAUCUUCCAGAAGUUCUCCCAUUUCUGUCCAUGUGGUAAUGGAAGGUUCUGAUACAAUUUUAGCCAAAGUGCUUGGUUUUAAGCCAGUUGAUGAUCUGAUUGUAACAUUUGCUGUUCCUGCAGAUUAGUUCUGCAUCCAACAGAUAAUUUUGGGUAAGGUAACAAAGCAUAUCUAUAUGUUCACAAACAUCUCCAAUAUUACUGGCCUCUCUGCAUGCAGAUACGAUAUAUGAAAGAUUACAGGACAUGAGACAAAAAGAGAAAAGGUAGAACUGAUUAUGGCAUAGGGUGCAUAAUUCAGUUCUUUUUAAGAUUGUGGUGUAAUUUUUAUAUUUUGCAGCCCAGGACCUAUGCGAAGUCGAAAAGCAUGAUUGCGAACAGAUAUGCGUGAAUACACCCGGAUCCUAUGUUUGCCAGUGUUAUGAUGGUUAUGAACUUGAGGAAGAUGGAAAGAAAUGCUUCAGUAUGUAUCUGCUUCCUAUUGUUCUUAUAGUUAAAAAAAGAAAGCAAGGAAAAAGAGGCUGCUUUUAGUGUGAUAACUGUCUUGGAUAUCUUUCAGCCCUCCAAGGCCCGGAGAAGUGUACCCAUCUGCCCCCUCACCUGCUUGGGCCUGCCACAGGGUCCCAUUGGUAACUCUCAUUCCCAUGAAGAUGGUUACUUAUGACUGCAGGCAGAUCAACCUCUCUAGUUUCUAGUCUCCUAUAUUCAGUUUGGAGUAUCAGGGAUGACAGGGUGGCUGAGACCCAUAAGCUGUCAGCUCACACAUUCCAUUGCUUAUGGGGAAUGGAAGGUUCUGCUGGCUGCAAAGCCGUAAGAUAAAAUCUUACAGAACUAAUGUGGGAAUAGGAUGAAGGGAAGGAAGAAUUCAUGUGGUGCCACUGUAGAAAUUUCUCUAAGCAGGAGAACUCCAGCAAUGGCAGGAAAAUUAUCAGACAACAACAACAAACUAAUAAGUUUAAGGGCACAAGCUCUUUGUGGUAGCUAUGUGAGUUGUUCCUAAUGUUAUGAUUGAUCUGCUGUUUCCCACAUUGUGGACUUCCCUUUUCUGGAGCUGGAAGGGAACACCUCCACAUUUCAUUAAAGAGUGUUCCUUGAUGCUAAACAACUGUCUUUCUCAGGCUCCAGUUUUUAAAAGCUUGCUAAAAAAAUAUGUGAAAGCAUACUGAUUCCAUCAUACGUUCAAGUUUUCUUAGGCCCAUAAACACAGUCACACCCCAAUACUUUGUAAGCAAAACAGCUUCCCACAGCUGUACAUUCUCUCUAGCAAACUUCACUCUGAAACCCAUAAAACUUAUUGCUUUUCAAAUAACAGCUGUUUUAUGUUACUACUUUGCAUGAGGAAUGGGUUGUUCUUUGUUCUAAUGAAUACUUUACUUUCUGAUUGCUGAAUACUUAAACUUAUUAUAUAUAAAUCGGAUGCAUUUCCAUUUACAUGCGCUAUGUUCUCUUUUUGUUUAUUUAAGUAUUUUCAUUUGUUUGAAUACCUCCUGUCCUAUGCCCUACUGAGAUCCCUAAAAAUCAAAGCCAUCUUCUUUUGUAUAGUAUUUGUUAAUUUCUCCAGGGGCACAUAGACACACUAGCUCUUCUGUAACUGUGCAACUCCUUUCCCCUAGAGAGUUCUCAUAGCCCAAAUAUCUAGCUUAAGUGCCAUGAUACUUUUCUUUUUCUUUAAGCUAGGGCUGAGCUAUAGGUAGCUCUCAGAUCAGCCAGAAGCUGAAACAGACUAAAGAGACUGAUGGGAAAUCUUUUACAGCUUUUUCUAUCCAGGAGGCCCCAAUGGCCAACUUGGGGAGAGGGGAGGGACUAAUCCAGAGCCUGAGAACAUUUCACUAGGAGGAACUUGUUCCAAGGAACUUGUUCCUACACAGAGAAUGGAACCCAGUUCUAGCCCUGGCAGCUUCUGGCACUUCAGGGACACAAGGGUUUAAAAAAAGCAUUUCCAUGCAAUUUCAACCAUGGUAUAAGCUUCUCUACUGAGACUUAAAUAUAUUCUAGGCUCAUUGGAUAAUUUAGCAGGAGCUUAUUAGUGGCUUAUGGAAUGAUGAGUCCUCUUCUCACUGCUCAAAACAUGUCUAUUCUCAUAUUCAUAUUAUGUAUUUUCCCUUCCUCUUGACCUAAUUCUACAGAGGUGUGGCUUCUCUACAUUUAGCUUGGAGGAACUCCAUAAUACAGUAUGUGCAGCUUAUAGGCAGCUCAGGCUGAAGUCCUAUGUACCUUCCAAAUGAGUAAAUCUAAAUGAACACAGUGGGACUUACUUCCAAUUCUGUGCUGAAAAAAUCAUAUUUUUUUUAAUGAAUGCCCUUACCUAGCCAUAUUUACUUAGAUUUAAUUAUCAUUGAUUUCAGUGGACCUUUAUCCAUCUAACAGUGCUGAAGGUUGUGGUCCUGUUGUACACUCCAUUUUAGUUUUUUCUACACCUUGAACUUUUAAGAUGCAGUUUGCAGUGGCUCACGGGAAUACUGUUCCCUUACAUUUCCAGUGGUCAGACAUGAGUGUUUUUGCUUAAGUAGCUAAAACUUUACCACCUGAGCACAAGGGAGAGGUGUCAGCAGGUUCAGGGGCAGCCCAAGUUUUGCAGAAGACAAAAGUGCUUUCUUUCUCAAGAGGUUAUAUGUGCCAAAUGAAAUACUACUACUUUUCUAAAGAGUAGAUGAUAUGUGCCAGAUACUAUUAGUUUCAAAAACCUAGAGUAGUCAUGUUGUCUGAACAUCUCAACUUUACCCCAGGAAUAAAGAGUAAAUUACAGUCAAAUCAGAGCCCAGCCAUUCUGAAUUCUGUGUGAUGCUUAAUAAUUGAAUCUAUGGGACAGAAAAAAACUAAACAGUUUAAACAUCAAGAACCGAUGUUUUGACAGAACUGAAGUAAUACUGCAACACAGCACACAUGUGUAUGUGAAAACACACAAAAGAUGUUGCAUAUGUGGUGUUUUGUGUGUGUACAUUAUCCCUCACCAGAUAAAAUUGUGUUCCCGUCACUGUUAAUAUUAGAGAUGACUGACCCUCAUCAGGAUACUACAAUUUCUUUCUUGCAACUCUUUGUUGGAAUCCAUUGCAAUGUAUAUAUGAUUGGGACCAGACCAUAGAAGGCAAUAUGUUCAGUACCCUCCACACCCUUCUGGCUUUCAAACAAUGUGAAAUAUUUAACAAAAGUAGUAAUCAGAAGCAGAUAAACAUCUUUUCAGGGGAAAGGAACAACAACAAAAAACAGAUGGGAGAAUUGUAGUCAGUUUUUUUCCACGCCAAUGGCCAAUAUCCCUAGUAACAACAACAAUCUAUGCAUAUAUUCUCUUUCCUUCAAUACAGCAGACUAGCUGAAGUGACUUUAAGAUAUACGUCUGUCAACUACCUUGCUGGGAAUUAGCUAUAAAGCAAAUUCACAUGUAAAGUAUAAGAAGAACCAAACUACCAUUUAUUUAUUUAUUUAUUUAUUUUAAAAGGUCUAAUGGAAAGUUUUGCCUACUUUACACUGAUAGAAGUUGGUCUAAUAAAAUAUCAUUUUACAUGCUCUUCUUUGCUAGAUAUUCCUAUAAAUGCUAUUCAGAUAAAUGUUAUAAAUAGUUGGUCUAUAUGCUGUCCUAUAAGUUCAGUAUGUUUACAAUUCUUAUUGCCCCAUUUCAAAGUGGAUAUUGUAGAGCUGUAAAAGAUUUAUUAUGUUUUUGUAUAUGCUGGAAGCUGCCCAGAGUGGCUGGGGCAACCUAAUCAGAUGGGCAGGGUACAAAUAAGAAGAAGAAGAAGAAGAAGAAGAAGAAGAAGAAGAAGAAGAAGAAGUGUGUAGUAAUUGGGACUUUUUAGUUUAGAAAAAGGGCAAGCAAGAGGGGACAUGAUAGAGAUUUAUAACAUCACGCAUGAUGUCGAGAAAGUGGAUAGAAAGAAACUGUUCUCAGGAAGCUGAGUGCUGGUUGUAGCCAAUGCUAGUCCUGCCCAGAGCAGACCCACUGAAAUUAAUGGACACAACUAAUAUCCAUGAAUUUCAAUGGGUCUACUCUGAGUAAGGGAUCCAACCCUAUUACUCAUCUAUUUGACAAAGGUGCUAGUCGCUGACUACUUUUGUAGUUUCAAAAUAACUUUGUAAUAUAUGUUUUCCCAUUGAUUGGGACUUCAUUAGUAUAAAUAAGUAAAUUAUAUCCUGAAAUGUACUGUGGUUAGAGUAGAUUGCUGUUACUAUAAUUUUGUCUCACGAGGCUGCUGAAAAAUUGCGCUUGAGAUUUUUAAGGGAAAGCUGAUUAUUGCUUUAAUUUUCAAGAAAUGUUCCAUAUGACUGUCUUCGGCCUGGAACAAGGAAGGUGUUUGCCAGGAAAGUGGUUACACAUCCUACAUGACGGAAAGUCUAAAUUGUUUGGACUCUGCCCAAUUUCUUUAAGUCAGCAAAGCAGAAACUCCCAUAAUGUGAAAGAAUAUUAUCAGCUGCUUUUUGUUCUGUUUUCCCAAGGUUGCCUAAAUUAUGGCAGAGUUAUAGUUGUGGGAUUUGGGGAGAAUGCAUUAAUCCAAACAAAUGGACAUAAAAUUUUUUUUUUUAAAGUAAUAUGAUUUUGGAACGUAAAAAAGAAAUAUAACAGGAUCUAGCAGCUAGUUCAUAAUGGCUUAGUUGGCACUGUUGGGAAUGCCGUACUUGGUAAAAUUUAUAUGAAACAUGACAUUAUUUCAAGGGCAAAAGAUGGAAACUUUGUUCUUUUUAUUAGUCCAAAUGAUCUAAGAAACCACUUUGUGAUUUGAUUAUGUUUAUCCUUUGUUUAGAAUAAUUCUUUAAAAACUGACACAAGCUCCACAGAGAUAAAUACAGUUCAGCUUCAUCUAUCCAAAAUCUGCAGAGCAUUCCAAACAAUUUAGGAUGUUCUGAAAGAGGGUUUGAUUAACAGGUUUACAUUUAGGCAAACGAGAAGGGCACAAAUAUAUUCUAAUAAGCAGAAAUUUUGGGUAAUGGGAGUUUGCACAAUGACAGAUAUACAAUGUUUAAUAUUUUCAGGGUAUAGCUUACACCAUUUCACAACCACUUUCGCAAAUUAGUUUUGGCAUCUUGCCUAGUGCUUUGUAGAUAAAUAUUACGUCCUGUUUAUAUUUAGUGAAUAUAAAUUACCAAAAUAACUACAACAAUGCUUCUUGCUGUCAAAGAGCAAUACAAGCCCAGUAUGGUGUAAUGGCUAGAGGGCUGGCUGGGAAGGCCCAAGUUCAAAUAGCUGUGAAGCUCAAUGGGAGGCCCUGAGGCUAAGUUGCCGAAUUUAUAAGGUUGUUGUAAGGGGGGAUACGGGAUGGAGAAUAGCAUGCAUGCAUCUUUCAGCUUCUUGGAGGAAGAAUGGGAUAAUAAUGUAAGUAAACAAGUCAUGGUGAACUAUGAGGCCAGGGUUUACAUCAUAAGCUUAGUAACACAGAGGGACAAAACUAGUUUGCAGAACAUUAAGUGGCUUCAUUGGACAGUUGCCAGAUCCACAAAUUGCUCAUUCCUUUAAAUGCUUUUUUAAGGGAGAGAGAAGGAAGCUGCUGUGUUCAACCAUGCCCGCUUCUGGCCUCUACCAUUUGCCAUGGUGAUGCUCAAAUAAGGUCCUCUUGAUGGGGAGAACAGGUGAGGGGAAUCAGGGUUGAAACAAGGGGUGAAGCGUAGAGGCUACACCCUUUCUCAGAGGGUUUAAAGGGGUGACAUCAUACUUCUUUACCAUUUAUCCACAUAAUUAGCUGCCCCCGGUGGGAAUUGGAAAAUUCACAAUGAAUUGAUAUCACAAUACAGGAGAGAAGAAGAGUCAGUAUGGUACAGUGUAUAGUAUAGACUAGAACAUGGGAAACCUGGGUUCAAAUCCCUGCUCAGCUAUGAAACUCAGUGGGGGACCCUGGGCCAGUCACAGUCUCUCAUGCCUUUCGCUCCUUGGAGGAAAGGGAGUACAGUGGUACCUCGGGUUACAGACACUUCUGGUUACAGUUGCUUCAGGUCACAAACUCCGCUGACCCAGAAAUAGUACCUCGGGUUAAGAACUUUGCUUCAGGAUGAGAACAGAUAUCGUGCAGCGGCGGCGGCGCAGCGGCAGCGGGAGGCCCCAUUAGCUAAAGUGGUGCUUCAGGUUAAGAACAGUUUCAGGUUAAGAACAGACCUCCAGAACGAAUUAAGUUCUUAACCUGAGUUACCGCUGUAUAUCAAUGAAACAAACAAAUUGACCCAAGGAUGCCAUUUUUGGUAGACGCUUUGUGUUGGGUGCAACACGGAGCGUCUACCAAAAAUGACAUCCCUGGGUCAAUUUGUUUCAUUGAUAACCUGCCAAUGUGGAAUUCUUUCUUCAAUGUUGUAUGGUGAGAGCAGGGCUUUUUUUCAGCCUGAACUCACUGGAACUCAGUUCUAACACCUCUCAGGUGGGCUUCAUUGUUCAUAAAAGAACGAGCGAGGUGUUCAUGGUGAGUUCCAGCACCUUUUUCUUCUUCUGGAAAAAUAGCACUGGAAGAGAGAGACUAGUUCUAACCAAAUCACUGCUUCCCAAAGGAUCCAGUCCCUGAAUAUUGUUCCGUACUCGCCACAUUUUAAGUAACACCCUAGGUUUCUUCCAAACUGUAAAUUUUUCUAGGCGAUGACAAAGGAAACUUUCAUGUUUCACCUCGAGCAGUCAGAGUCAAGUUUAUUUUGGCUGCACUGUGAUAGUCAAGAAAGAGAACAGAUUGUUGUUGAGCAUCGGUGCUCAAAUGUCUAUUAGAACAGCUAGCACAGAGUUUGGUAUGUGUCAGACUGAGUACAGCACCAUUUCUACACCCACGUGCUUUGUCUCACCUGAGGGUCCAUGAAGGCAACUUUAAUUUCAAGGAUUGUGAACGUUACUUCCAUUCCUCCAGACUCUGCAGUCCAGGUGUACGGCGUGCUUAAACCAAAUAGGGAAUCUCAGAUCAGGGGGGCCAAAUGCAACCUUCCAGGUCUCCCCCAUCUGGCCCACAGAACUCUCUGCAGGCCAUCUACCCUCUCCCUAAACCAUACCCCUCACUGGCUCUGCUAAUCCGCCUGAAUGUCUUUGCCUGGCUGCAAUGUGUCCUUGGACUCUGAUAAUGCCUCUGGCUUGUCUGCUUCUGUUCAUCAGACAGUGGCUUUUUCCACCUGCCUUGCCCCAACCUUAGGAGCCUUCCUCAGACCAUGUAUUUGAGAACUGCAGAAGCAGCUGGGAAGAGAGAAGAGGAGCUUGGGGAUAUUUUUUAAAAAAACAACAACAACACAAUUUUAUAAGUUGUGUGUCCUUGUUUCUCAAUUUGAUCCUUUUACAUGGUUUUGUGGUAUUUAAUGCAUUAUGACUUGCUGUUAUUUUUACUGAUUAUAGUUUAGUAAAAAAAAUUGUAUUGUAAUUGAUAAGUGUGAACCGUAUAAUAAUAAUAAUAAUAAUAAUAAUAAUAAUAAUAAUAAUAAUUUUAUUAUUUAUACCCCGCCCAUCUGGCUGAGUUCCCCAGCCACCCUGGGCGGCUUCCAAUCGAAUGUUAAAAACAACACAGCAUUAAAUAUUAAAAACUUCACUAAACAGGGCUGCUUUCAGAUGUCUUUUAAAGAUAGGAUAGCUGCUUAUUUCCUUCAUAUCUGAAGGGAGGGUGUUCCACAUGGUGGGCGCCACUACCGAGAAGGUCCUCUGUCUGGUUCCCUGUAACUUCACUUCUCGUAAUGAGGGAACUGUCAGAAGGCCCUCAGUGCUGGACCUCAGUGUCCGGGCUGAACGAUGGGGGUGGAGACACUCCUUCAGGUAUGCAGGACCGAGGCCAUUUAGGGCUUUAAAGGUCAGCACCAACACUUUGAAUUGUGCUCGGAAACGUACUGGGAGCCAAUGCAGAUCUCUCAGGACCGGUAUUAUGUGGUCCCAGCGGCCACUCCCAGUCACUCCCAGUCCCGGCAGCCACUCCCAGUCACUAGCUGCCGUAUUCUGGAUUAAUUGCAGUUUCCGGGUCACCUUCAAAGGUAGCCCCACGUAGAAUGUAUUGCAGUAGUCCAAGAGGGAGAUAACUACCGGUAAUUUAAUUUUACUGUUUAGUAUUAUGUUGAAUAUUGCUUUAUUUGAUAUAAGUUGUUUAUUUUAAAGUUAUUGUGACUUUUUCUGGUAUUGGAUCAGAUUGUUAUGAGGUGUGUGAUCUUUGCUGUCUGUUUUGUUGUUUCUUCAGCUUGUAAACCACCUUGUGUGUAGUAAUAUAGAAAGGCGGUAUACAAAUUAAAAGUGAAAUGAAAAAAUGAAAAGGGAUGGAGGGUAGGGAGGGUGUGUGUGUGUGUGUGUGUGUAGAAAGUAGCCUACUGUAGAAAGGUGAAAUUCACAUUUGUUGUUCCCACACACCCCCUUUGCCUCUGACCCUGCCCUCCACAGACAUGUUCCCCCCUGAAGGUUACCCAGAUUGGAAUGUGGCCCUCAUGCUAAACAUGAUCCUUAAAAAGGUAAAGGACCCCUGACAGUUAAGUCCAGUCACAGACAACUCUGAGGUUGUGGUACUCAUCUCGCUUUACUGCUGAGGGGGCUGACGUUUGUCCGCAGACAGUUUUUCCGGGUCAUGUGGCCAGCAUGACUAAGCCACUUCUGGCAAAUCAGAGCAGUGCACAGAAACGCCAUUUACCUUCCCGCCGGAGCGGUACCUAUUUAUCUACUUGCACUUUGACGUGCUUUCGAACUGCUAGGUUGGCAAGAGCUGGGACUGAACAAUGGGAGCUCACCCCGUCAUGGGGAUUCGAACCGCCGACCUUCCGAUCGGCAAGCCCUAGGCUCAGUGGUUUAGACUACAGCGCCAACUGUGUCCCUCCAACAUGUUCCUUACCCGUGGUUUAAGUUAUCACUAGCCCCUUACCAACCCACAGCUGACUUGCACAGGAAAAGUGCCCACUGUGUAGUUCACACAGUUGGCUUCCAACAUCUUCAGGGGAUGAUGGAAUUCUUCCCUUUCCCCAGGACACCUCACUUCCCUUUCCCAUGAACACAAGGUAUGGAAGAUCAUGCCUCAGAAUGACAUUCAUGUCAGCUGCUCCAACAGGAUUAUAGCAACAAUGUGAUGGGAAGGUCAGUUUAAACAUGUGCUGUGCUCUUCGUGUCACUGCAGUCCAAAUUGAAUCUAGAUGGAAAACCACAUACACAUUGUCCACUUCUCUCACCAGCACCUGACUAAGGGCCUUAGUUGAUAAGUUGUUGUUAUGUUGGCAUCCAUCUGUCUUGAGAGACAAUGGAGUGAGCCUCCAGGGAUGAAGUCAAGCUGCUGUGUUAGCAACACCAAAGCGACUUCCUCAAGGCGCAAGCCUGGGCAGUGUGUAUGGAGGUCCUGGGCUGCCCAGAUGACAACUCUUUGGCCUUGCUGAUGUGCUCCAAAGCAAAGCAGAGUUAUAUCUUUGUUAGCAGCUUAGCUUAGUUGCCAGCAGGAAGUGUACAAGGCACCAUCCAGUCAUCUUAGGAACUCCACUCCAGAUUUGUGUAGGGUUUUCUUCUCCAGAAGAGAUCCCGCAAGGCUCCGGAGGUUUAGGAUCAGAGUUUUCCAUCUCCUAGAUGGGCUACCUGCCCACCACCAACGUUGCAAACGUUAAUUUGUCAAGUUCUGUCCCUGAGUGAGCUUGUGGUUCUUGUUUGUUUUUCAGUUGUAAAUUACUGUGCUUUGAAUAACCAAGGCUGUCAACAUGAAUGCAUUAAUACUGAAGACUCCUACUACUGUCAAUGCCGCAAAGGGUUCAUUCUCAAUCCGGAUAAAAAAACCUGCAGGCGUAAGUUUUCCACAUCUAUGCUCAGUUCUUUCAGAUAGUAGCACACAGGUGCAUACAGUCUGUUGUAAGGGGAAGUGCCACAGUUCCACCAUCUGUUUUGCAUGCAGGAGGUCCUGGCUACAGUCCAUGGCAUCUCCAAUGAAAAGGAUCUCAGGUUGCAGAUAUUCUAGAAGGGCCAUUCCUAGUAGGUGAACUGGCCUAGAUGAAGUACUGCCGUAAUGUGCAAUUAACAACACACUUUAGUACAUGUGCCUAUAUGAUACAGGUGGCAGAAAGCAUGGUUUCAUGUUGGGGGAAAUAGGAGGAAGAGAGUGUUGCCCAACUGAGCCUACUCCUUUGCCACCGCUCCUGGCAGUCAAAAGAAAGCAGGGUGGAAGGAAGGGAGAAGAGUCUUGUGCUGGGUCCAAGGAAAGAAGCCAGGCUGACCAGUUGGACGGCCGGUGGAGUAGCAGCAGCAUCAGGAAGAGGAGGAAGGGGGAAGGAGGCAACAGGGCCACUGCCAUCCUUGCCAUGGGAGGUUGCGACUCUCCAGGCUGGCAGACCCCUAGCCACCCAUCCAGCUGGCCAUGUCAAAUAAAAACAAGGAGAAAGUGAGCUAGGUCAGGCCUGAAGAGAAGACAGCGGCUGGAGGAGACCCUGGGCAGGAGCAGGCCCUGAAGGUCGUGGGAAAGGGUGUAGCUCAGCGGUUCUGAAACCUGUGGGUCCCCAGAUGUUGUUGGACUACAACUCCCAUCAUCCCUGACCACUGUUCAUACUGGCUAGGAAUGAUGGGAGUUGUAGUCCAAAAACAUCUGGGUACCAGCUGGUGGGGUGCAGGCCGGCCUCUGGGGGGCUGGAGUUUAAGAGGUAGCAGGGGCAAGGAGAUUAUGGGGGUCAUAGGUGGGCAUUGGAGCUAGCUGGGCUUCAGGGAGGGGUUGUCUGUAUCAUGGAAAACUUUAAUAAAAAUAUUAAUGUGCAAAAAAAACAAAAAAAGCCCCUCCUGGCAGUGAUACUGAUGUAGACUAGAAGGUCACUAUUUUCAUCUGCAGAAUGUUGGGGUUAUGGGUCCAACAAGACCAAUUAGAUGUAUUCUGUUCCCAUUAGUGGCUGGCAGGGUUGCAUGGCUGGGGCUGUAUCGUUUUCUGGACCUCCUAACCCCUCAGGCUGCUGCCAGUUAUUGAGAGGGCAGGACAAAGCAAAGCAGCACUGACCUCAACAUGGUGUAGAUGCAGCUUUGGGAGUGUCCGACUGGCCUGCGGUUUGCUUCUGUCCCCAGAUUUAUAAAGAUUUUCUUCAAUUUUCUGUGAAAAACUAAUGUUCUUCUUAUAGUCACAUCUCUGGCUGAAGCCUUUAUUUUUGAUUACAGUCUGCUCACUUUGUGUACUACUUCUGUUACUUUAAUAAUUCCCCCCUCCCUCCCAAUCUUCAGGACCAGACUACUGUGCAAUGCAAAAUCAUGGCUGCCAGCAGGAGUGUGUCAAUACAGAUGAAUCCUAUUACUGCCGAUGCCAGCAAGGGUUUACUCUCAAUCCAGAUAAGAGAACGUGCAAAAGUAUGUUGUCCUAAAGUGUAUAGUAAGUUCAUCUGUUUUUACUUCUCAACAUCACCGUCACAGCUUUCUUUUAGUUCCUUUUUGCCGUUUUGAGGUGUAACUUUUGAACAUGACUUUGAAAACCACCUCCUCCUUAUGUCUUCAUUAUAAUUCCUAAAAUCAACCAACCAAUCCGCCACGCACAUAGAAAUAUCUCUGUGCCAACUUAAAGCAGCACAUGUGCAUUAAGAAGCGGUUCCAUGACGUUCUGCCAAAACACCAUCCCUAAGCCUCUUUAAAAACCAGUAUGAAACUUAGAAGUUGCACUGACUUUUGGUGGCUGGUUUGCAUGGAGGAUUUUGCAUGUUACCUUUUUAACUUUAUGUUUAUAUAUGACAAUAGUGCAAAGUUUAUUUGACUAUAUUCCCAGAAACAACCAGAGCCAUGCAUUUUGGAGAACAACACUUACACAAAGAAACUGAUGAAACCACCCUAAGAGGCAGAAUUGCAUCUAAGGUUGAAUGGUAGGCUCUGUCAGGGGCUUGUCCUACACUCAAGUAGGACCCUGGUAGAGACACAUGCCCGACUGGCAUGUUCUCUCCCUCCUGGUUGAUUGUUCGGGAGCUUCAAAAGCUUUCUUCAGCCCGAACAUCACAGCGACUGAUGCCAACAGACAUCGGCACACUUAGGGAUCCGUAGAGUGUUUGCAGCUUGCAUAACAGAACUCAGCAACUCAGCACGUUGGCUAAUCUACUUUAUUUACAUAUAAACACACACGGAGAACUGCAACAUGGCUCCCUCUCUUUGUAGCAUCAGACAACAAAGAGAAUGAACAAAGGACAAUAGUCCCACUUCACGGAACACAGUAACACAAACAUCCUUCUCCGUCACUUCCCACUCUGUGGAGUCACAUAUACCGUCAUGUGAUAGACAACAAUCCCAUGAAUGCCAUCAUGGAGCAGGAAUUCUAACAGGCUCUUGGUAGGGGGCAGCCAGAUGGAACCCCAAGAGCCAGCAGCAUACAUCAUGGAGAGAAGGCAGCACUCACCUGACCUCCAGUCAGCAACAUUGCUACUGCUGCUUACUGAGAGGUUGAGGAGGAAGGGAGAGGUUGGUGUGGUGGAGCCUAUCUGGCACUCCCAUUUGUGUGUUUGUACCAUGCCUUCCUAGAGGGACACAGGUGGCGCUGUAGUUUAAACCACAGAGUCUAGGACUUGCCGAUCAGAAGGUCGGCGGUUCGAAUCCCCGCGAUGGGGUGAGCUCCCGUUGCUCAGUCCCUGCUCCUGCCAACCUAGCAGUUCGAAAGCACAUCAAAGUGCAAGUAGAUAAAUAGGUACCGCUCCGGCGGGAAGGUAAAUAGCGUUUCCAUGCACUGCUCUGGUUCACCAGAAGUGACUUAGUUAUGCUAUGCUGGCCACAUGACCCGGAAGCUGUACGCCGGCUCCCUUGGCCAAUAAAGCGAGAUGAGCGCCGCAACCCCAGAGUCGGCCACGACUGGAUCUAAUGGUCAGGGGUCCCUUCCUUACUGCCACCUUGCCUGUAAGCAGCAGCAGCACGACAGGUGGGAGGUCAGAUGAGCACUGUAGCCCCAUCACACCAUCCACUACUGCCAACAGUUAAAGUUGCAGACCCUGUUUUAGUUUUCCCAAAAUGAAAUGCAAUUCAAAUUAUUCCUGCAAAGUAGAACAAACGAGCAUGGCAGUCCCCAUGUUUGUUUGUUUUUGGCAAACCAUGGUUUGUCACCUUCCCCCCACAAUGCACCACAUCAAAAACGAAAUUUUGUGGGGCAUUGCAUUUUAGGAAAAAUAAGAUGGCAGGUGCAGUAGGCAAUGUCAUCACAUCAUUGGGUUUCAGCAGGUGUUCUGCUGGGUAUGCUAAGCAGUGAUGCUGGACCUGCUAAAAUCAGCCAAGAACUCUACAUAAACAAACCAUAUCAAGUGCAAUACACACAGAUAUUUUCUGCAAUAGCCAAAUAUUUUGAACGGUCUUGUCCUCCUGAUACUGUCUCUUGCAUAUGCAAACAGUCCUAGUGAAUUCUUAAUUUUGCUUUUGGUGUCUAGCACCAAACUGGAAGGUGAGUGUUUUUAAUGGUUUUACAUGAUGGUUCUUAGGUAUUAUUUUUAAACGAUUAUGUUCCAGCAUUGUUACAUUACAUGUUUUCCUUCCCCUCCCACAGGAAUAAAUGUCUGUGCUUUGGGAAAGCAUGGCUGUGAACAUGAAUGUGUUAACACAGAAGACGGGUAUACUUGCAGAUGUCGAGCCGGAUACACUCUGAACCGUGACCGCAAAACAUGCAGAAGUGAGUAUGUCAGACAUUCUGGUGGAGUUAAUCUGUAUACUGGACAGAGUUCUGAAGCAAACUUAUGCUACAGAUCUCCUCAGGCUUUUAUAAAUAUGGGCUUUUGCAAAGCUAGCAAGAUUCAACAUAAGCUGAGAUAAUGCCAGCAUGUGAUUUAAAUAUAUUUCUUUAACAAACAAACUUGCUGCAAAGUUCUAGAAAGAGGAAUAGCUUACUGCUGGAUGUAUUUUAGGUCCUUAUCUUAGAAAGUGUAGAUAAUAACUAAAACAAUGAGAGCACACAGUGUGUGUGUUUUGUUACUGGUUCUGGGCCUCUCUGUUUCCUUGCUUUAGGCAUCUCUUACGCAAAAAAAUGAGUUAUUGAUUUAUUUUUGCAACUCCACAUAUUAAGUAGUUGUCCACAUGGCACUUAAACUAUGGAAUUCACUCCCAGUAGAAGUAGCUUGGAUAGCUUUAAAAGGGAAGUAGACAAAUUCAUGGAGAUUAAGAUUAUCAGUUGCUGUUCGCCAUGAAGGCUGUAUUCUGUCUCUGCUGUAAGGGGCAAUAUGAUUUGGACUGCCAAGCUGCUAAGAAUCACAAGUGGGAGUGCUCUGUUGCAACCAGGUUCUGCUUUUGAGCUUCCACUGGGCAUCUGAUUGGCCAGUGUAAGAACAGGAUGUUGAACUAGAUGGGCCUUGGCCUGAUCCAGCAGUGUGAUGUCGUACGUCAGUGUCGCAUGUGUGAUGUCACACGCAUGCGACGAGCCACUCCCCCACCCCAUGUCACGCGAAACAUGGCGCCUCUGAAGUCAGGAUAUCUAUCAUCUGUCCAAAAGUCUCUUUAAAAAAAAAGGUAAAUGCAGCUGCAGGAGGGGUAGAAUUAGGAUCAGGACUAUAGCACUAAGGAUAAGAUUUUUAAUCCUUUCUCCCUGUAACAUUUUCCUGAUGCAAAAUCUGCCCCCAGACUGCUAUUUGCUCUGCAGGAGAAAACCUAUAGGUUCCUCCAUGGUACCACGAGUUUCCACCCUGAACCAACAGAAGCUUCAGGGAGGCAAUUCAUAUUGAGAAAAUGGUACACAGAAGCAGGGUUUGUUUUUUUAAAAAAAACACACCCAAAAAACCUCUUCUCAACACUAGGUACAUGUCAAACCACAAUCUCCUUCUUGUGGCUUUAUUUACCACUAAAAACGCAGGAAAUCUGAUCACAGAUCCCCUGGUGUCCUUUCCGGUUUGGCCCUGAAAAGUCGGGUCAUGCAAGUGAAUAGCCUCUACUAUAGUCAUAGAAAUCAAAGAGGGUGUUCCCUUGCAUGUAGCGUGAGCUCAUAUAAUGCACUUUUCCAUCCCAUUCCUGUACUUGGGCACAGUCUGGCGGGAUUGUGCAGACUGUUUGCCUAUUUGAAAUGGUUCUAAGAGUGAGCUAUAAAAAUAGCAAAGAAUGUCUGCUAGCAGAAAGUUAAUAGAGGAGUUUGUUUGAAAAGGGGAUUUCUUCCCUUCUCUCUCUCUCCCUCUCUCUCUUGGAUCUAUUUUCCCCCCAGGAAAAAAAAGUGUUUUGCUCUGUACUGCCAGAGCCAGCAUAGAGAGAAAUGUACAUUCAUAAAAGCACGUAUCAGCUGCACCUCCCAGUUGUUCCUUCGCAUGAGAAACAAACAGUCCAGGCUUUAGACCUUAACAAAUCCUCUGUUGCAUGUAUAUCUGGCAUUCUCUCUCCUCUGUUAGGAAGUUCCCCUGCAACAGCUGAGCAGUCACGCUAAUUUGCAAAAUGGUGAUGUUAGGUUUCCUCAUUUCAUAUGAUUAAAUUAUAAUUCUGCUACACAGUUAAUCCUAAAGAUUUCACUGUGAAUGUCACAUUGUGGUGACUUUACCAAGUAUGACUUCUACUCAAAAAAUGUAAACAGUAGUCCAGUCCACCAUCCACCUCAGUGUAAGGGAGGUUUGGAUUGCUUUGUUAAUAUAAUUGAGUACACUUGAUCAGAUGUUCCCUCAGUUUUCAGGUAUACAGUUGCUGAACGUUUAGGCUCCUGAACGAUCAAAAACGUGAAGUGAGUGUUCUAGUUUUCAAAUGUUUCUUUGGAAGCCGAACGUCCGCUGUGGCUUCCAAUUGGCUGCAGGAGCUGCAGCCAAUCAGAAGCCCGCACUUUGGUUUCCAAACAUUUUGAAGUCAAAUAGACUUCUGGAAUGGAUUCCGUUCGACUUCCAAGGUACAACUGUGGGGGGGGGGGGUUAAAAAAAUGGAGUCAUGUGACAUUGAAAUGCAGAAAGUACAGUCUGUGUCCAUUCUGUGCAAAGUUUUAACAAAGUCACAGUUUACAAUGGUGGGCUUUGCUGAUGGUUGUUACUUGCAUAUUUUUCACUUCUGCACUUUAAAAAUGCUUUAACAUUCUAAUGCAUUCUUUGCCAUUGCUGAUACGUAACAAUCCAGGAAAAGACCACUGUGCAGAGUCCAACCAUGGCUGUGAGCAUCUGUGCCUGAACACCAAAGACUCUUACAUUUGCCAGUGUUCCGAAGGUUUUAUCAUUAAUGAGGAUCUAAAGACCUGUUCACGUAAGUCUGUUGAUUUGGUUAUUGCUUAUAAUGAGAGAAAAACAAGGUGGGUUAAAGUGCUGAAUUUUCUUAUUUUGUUCUGAAAGGCAAUUUUGAGGAAAACUCGAGAUUAUAGCAUGCACUCAGGUUUUUUGGGAAUGCAUAAUUAAAGCAGACAGAUUGGAAUCUUGAGCCAAUAAACAAAAACAAAGCUUUAUAGUCCCAUAUUCCAAGCUAGCCCUUUAAAAUUGAUAGUGACAUUCCCUGUUAUUUUCAUGUGUUCCAUAUCGCACCACCCUUUACUUCUGUUAGUUAGGCAAUUCUCAGUAGGCUGCUAGUGGGGCCAGGCAUAAUACACCUUUUUGUUUUUGUUUUAACCCACUGUUUUAUCUGAGUCCGAUGUAUUGGAAGACUUGUAUCUUUAAAAAACAACAAAAGCAUGCAUGCAAAGGUAAACAACACCUGCGUGUAUGCCCACGAUGGAUUCCAGGUUUGUGGAACUCAGGGUGGGUGGGUUAGUACUAACUGAGGGGAAGGGGAAACAGCACACAGUGUGAAUACACCCCAUCAAGCAAACCCUACCUGUGUGGAUAGGGGAAAAUGAGACAGAAUUCAGUUGAAAAUCCUCAUGUGUAGAUGAACUUGCACAAGGAAAAAACAAAUAUGCACAACUUAUAUGUGCAUUAACACUUUGGUGUGUACACAGCCUAAAUUUUAAAAGGAGGGAGGGCCCUUUGGACCAUCCCUUAACGAUUCCCCAUGUCACGAGUAAUGAGUGAUAAUAACUUCCCUUUCCCCACUCAGUUAAUUUUGAGAAUCUUUGGGUGGUAUUCAACUAUGUUUUACUUAGAGUAGACCCAUUGAAAGUAAUGGACCUAACUAAGGGCUUGCCCACGCUUCCGCUUGAGCUGUGCCUAGAAAGCACAGGGCUGAGUGGUUUUCCCCUUGACCCACUCCUUUCCCAGGGAAACCUGCUCUUUAGCUCUAAAUCAGAACAAACAGCAAGACUGGAAAACCUGACUGCUAUUUGCUCUGAUUGAGCACCAAAGAGCAGUUUUCCCCAGAUGGGAAAGCAGCAAGACAACAGGAAAUGUGGCUAAAUCCUUAGUUAUGUUCAUUAGCUUUGAUGGGUCUACUCUCUCUGAGUAAAACAGUUUAAUAUCAGCCAGUCUUUUUCCUACAUAAAAGUAAAAUCAAGGAAUGUGACCAUCGGCAUGACAACAGUGUUAAGCAGCCAUUCAUCAUUAUGGUACUACUGGUACUUGAUGAAGGUUAGCAGAAAUAUGUAGUUUUAAGAUAACUACCUGGUAUGUUUGUAAUCAUAUGGCAACACCCUGUGGUUGAGCAGUUAAAACAGAAACUUGGAUGCUGUGGCUUGAAAGGAAAAACUGAAAAUUAAGGGGAAUAACACUUUAGUACUAGCUAUUCUAACCCAGCCCUAGGUGUCUGUUUGAAUCCAGAGUAGCCAAAAAAGCAACAGGCUUUCUGAAAUAGUUUUAUCAACCUACCAAUGGAAAGAGUUCUUUCCUGGGUAACAGGAGAAAUGUUUAUCCUUUAUGGAGUUUUAUUUUCCUCCGGGCAGCACUUGGGAUUUCCAUCAAAAGCUCUAAAAUUUUAUAUUUGCUACUCAACUCCUGUGUGUAAAGUUCUCAUUUUAUGGCUUUUCCUUCUGGAGAGUCUUACUUCCCAAUUUGCCUUGCUUAUUAUUUAGAAACAGGCAAUACAUCUUUUGUGCUGCUAGGAAAUCUCAUGGGUUAUAUUACUCAAUUGACCUGAAGUUUAACAGUUGCUUAAAUCAACAGCAGAGGAAAGAGCCCAAGACACUACACUCAUUCUAGUUCUAAUACAAAGCACUUGAGAAAUAAGUGGCUAUAGCCUCUUGUACAAGCAAAGAAUUAUUCAGUAUUGGCGGCUAAUUAGCCUUUUUGUGACCCACCGUUGUCUCCCAAGAGAGACGGAUGCCAACAAAUUUCUGUUAUGUUUUUAUUUAUGUAUCUUUUUUCAAUAGGUUGUAAGCCACCUUCAGCGUGGCUUUAAAUUUGGAAAAGUGCCAUACAAAUAAAAUGAUUGAUUGGUCUAAUUACCAAGCGGUGCUUUCAAUCACAGGGAGCCAAUGUAGUGCCCACCAGAUAUUGUUGGACUGCAACUUCCUGAACAAUGGCCAUGCUGGCUCAAGGGAGCUGUGGUCGAGUAUCCUCUAGAGCAGUGUUCCCCAACCUUGGGCCUCCAGCUGUUUUUGGACUACAAUUCCCAUCAUCCUUGACCACUGGUCUUGCUAGCGAGGGAUGAUGGGAGUUGUAGUCCAAAAACAGCUGGAGGCCCAAGGUUGGGGAACACUGCUCUAGAGGACUCCACAUUGUCAAUUCUCCCUGCUUUAAAUGCACAGGAACUCCAGAUACACAUUGGAGUACACAAGCUAGAGUCAUAGGGUCCAUUGGUCUGCUCUUGGUGGUGUGGCACUAAGUGAAAGUGCAUACGUCCUUGGGCAAGGGGUGUUUACUUUCAUUCUGUGCACAGGAGACUAAAUCUGUCAACUCUUUAGAAACUUCCUCGGUUAUUAUCCUGUUUGCCCUGCCUUCAUUUCCCUCCACUUCCUCUGUUGUUUCCUUUGCCUGUUUUCAAGUUCCCUGGGUGUCAGGACUCUUCUUUACAAAUACAUAAUAAUAAUUGCAACUUUUUUAUUCCCAGGAGUGGACUAUUGCUUGCUGAACGACCACAACUGUGAACAUUUGUGUGUAAAUAGUGAAAGAUCUUAUGCCUGUCAGUGCUUUGAAGGAUAUGUGCUGCGUGGGGAUGGGAAAACUUGCAAACGUAAGUUUGUUUUCCCCAACCUAGUUCACUUAUUUUCUCAUAUAUAUAUAUAUAUAGAGAGAGAGAGAGAGAGAGAGAUGUAUGGAAGUGAGAGCUGGACCAUAAAGAAGGCUGAUCGCCAAAGAAUUGAUGCUUUUGAAUUAUGGUGCUGGAGGAGACUCUUGAGAGUCCCAUGGACUGCAAGAAGAUCAAACCUCUCCAUUCUUAAGGAAAUCAGCCCUGAGUGCUCAUUGGAAGGACAGAUCGUGAAGCUGAGAUGCCAAUACUUUGGCCACCUCAUGAGAAGAGAAGACUCCCUGGAAAAGACCCUGAUGUUGGGAAAGAUGGAGGGCACAAGAAGAAGGGGACGACAGAGGACGAGAUGGUUGGAUAGUGUUCUUGAAGCUACCAGCAUGAGUUUGACCAAACUGCGGGAGGUAGUGGAAGACAGGAGUGCCUGGCGUGCUCUGGUCCAUGGGGUCACGAAGAGUCGGACACGACUAAACAGCAACAACUAUAUAUAUAGGUUAACAGAUAAAUAAAAAUUGCCAAUUGUUAUUACUGUGAAUAACAUAGUUACAGAAUUACCCAUGGGGGGGAUGUUUUCAGACUUCACUAGUAGAUUUAAGCAGUAUUGUGUAGUAUGAUGAUUGUUGAGCUUGAACCAAAGUUCAAAUGAGUUAUUAUGAGAGGGAGCUUGGGGAAGCAGAGCCAAAGGUUUUAUAGUCUUCAUGUUGACUCAUAGGGCGAUCAUGUGGCGUUACAAAAGAAACGAAUUGUCUGUUUCCAGGUAGAGAUGUCUGUAGAUCUGUCGACCAUGGAUGUGAGCACCUUUGUGUCAGUGAUGGCAUUUCCUAUGCCUGCAAGUGCCACGAGGAAUUCAUACUGAGCGAAGAUGGGAAGACCUGCAGAAGUAAGCAAGCACUCCUUAAUGGGCUAUUCAUUCUGAAGGCUCUGGUUUCAGAGGCUGGGAGUGCUGUUUCAGCGCUUCCCUCCCUGCAGCUCAGGUGUGUGCUAUGCUAUAGCUCAUCUUUGUCUACUGAACUAACUGGGUGUGGCAGGUGGAGGACCAGUGAGGGCUGUAGAGAUAUUUCCUGCUGCUAUCUCAUGUUGAAUCCAUGGACAUCCAAGGGCAUAUAGCCCUGAUCUCUAGGUCUCCUUAGGCAUGAUGAGAGUGGUCUCAUGCUUCUGCUGUCUUGCUGGAGCUUGCACAUCUUUCCACCGGGGGAAAUGCAUGGGUUUCCUUUUUGUAUUUUAUAAGAAGCUGCAGAAAGUGGAAAUGUGAGUACAUUUGCCCAUAUCAUUUCCCCAAAUUUCUUGUGACGUGCAAUGAAGUCCUCAGCAAAUUUGAGAUUGUGUCUCAAAGAGCAUCUCUGACUAGCACAUGGCUCGUUGCAUGCUACUUCUGAAGCAGGCUUGCAGCCCCCUAAUAGAGCUGGGGAGGUCGUGGAGAGCUCACUUGGAAGCUUGUAGGCAGGAUUCUGCUAGAUGGUGGUCUACCAGUUCACUGUUUCUAAUCUAAAGUCUCCAUUGAGAAAUAUGUCCUCAAAUCAGUUGGCUGUGGCUGUGUUUGUGCUAAUAAAUACAGCAUCACUUAUAUCUGCAAUACCAGGAAGCAUGCAUACUAAAGGAGGAUGUGAAAACCUGAACCAAUUACACAGUGAAAAGUGGGCUCAUAAUUGUCAUGUGAAUUCAUUUUGGCAAUUGUGCGAAAGCAGGAUGUGAUCUGAGUUUCAUUUCAUCUUUGCAAUAUUGCUCAUUCUACCUUUGCAUUUAUUUCAUCUGGAAAACUUAUUAAUUAUGAAAAUUAUCAUUAGGUAAAGACCUCUGUAAAUCGGUUGAUCAUGGCUGUGAGCACCUGUGUGUCAACAGUGGAUACUCCUAUGUCUGCAAGUGCCACGAUGGAUUUGUAUUAAGAGAUGAUGGGAAGACAUGCAGAAGUAAGCAGCUCAGUCUUGAUCAAAUGAUGGUUAUUGUAAAUCUGUUCCAUCUGUUUUAAUCAGCAAACUCUUAACUAUACUCAGAUCAAGAUGUCUGCAAAUCUGUUGACCACGGAUGCGAACAUGUCUGUGUUAGUAAUGGGGAUUCAUAUACCUGCAAGUGCCAUGAGGGAUUUCUAUUAAAGCAAGAUGGGAAAAUGUGUGGAAGUAAGUAAUUUGAUUAUUCCUCCUAUCAAAUGAAUUGUUGUUGUUUUUUGAAGCUGUUGUUUCACUUGCAGAAACACGGGCCCAGUUCACAUGCAACCGUGCUGCUACUCCAGCACACUCAAAAAGAGAUUAGAGGCAUUUGCUUCUGGGCUAUACUAACCAUAGUUUGACAUUUUUAUUUAUUAUUUUUCCUUUAUUUCUGUCUCCCCUUCUUCCCAAAUGAGCCCAGAGUGCAAACAAUCAAGCAGUUAAAACAAUACAUUUAAAUAAAAUAAACAUUUAAAAGCAUUAAGAACACCUAAAAAAAUUUAAAAACAUGCCUUCACAACCAAUAAUUUCAAGAUUGCCAGGAUUUCAGUUUCAAAUGGCUAGGUGAACAGAAACGUUUUUAAUUUCCCCUUGAAUGUUAAUAAUGAGGGAGGGCAUUCCACAAAAGGGAUACCACCACAGAGAAGACCCUGUGAUGUCUGACAAGGUCAAUCUGUCUUUAGUUUAAGCUAUGGUGUAUUAAAACAAGCCAAUAUUAAAGUAUGGUUUCUGAUUCUGGCUUGUUCCAGUAAAGCAUAGUUUAAAUGAUGCAAUCGUGGUUCAGACAUUAACAAUGCACUUUAAACAAUGCAGUUUAAACCAGGAAGAAUGUUUUCAGUCUGCCUCUUUAGUACAUGCUGGUUGGGAGGUCAAAUAGAGUUAGGAAGAUGAGUGAAGCAUCAGGUUAGGAAGAUGAGGCCAGCCAGCCAGGCUCAGCUCCCUGUUUCUUUGAGGCCCUAGGCUGUGAAGAUUAAAAUAUGUGAAGCACCUGACCUGACUAUUCUACAGUCUUUGUACUUACCAAUAAAAUUUUGAUAAACAACCAAGUAUUCUAAUUUGUUUUCAGCCAAAGACUUUUGCAAGACCAUCGACCAUGGCUGUGAACAUGUUUGCAUGAAUAAUAACAAUUCAUACUCCUGCAAAUGCCAUGAGGGAUUCAUACUGGAAGAGAAUGGGAAGACAUGCAGAAGUAAGUCACCAGAUCUUUAGUCUUUGUUUCGUUCUUCAGAUGUCCUUUGAUUCUUAAUGGAAAGAAUCCAGCACUGUAAAAGUGCUAUAAAAUCUGAGGUCAUGAAAGCUGGAAAAUGUGUUUAAGAAAAUACAGAGUAUUCUAGGAACCAACAGUAGGAGCCAACAAGAGGAAACAAUAAGUGGCCUUCCUUUGGAAUCAAUAAACAUCUACAAUUCUUUUGCAGCACUGGGAAUAGGACUGUUCCAACUCAGAUAUUUUGCAGUAUGAAAAGUGACAGUCCUCUUAAUGCUGCACUCAGGUGACCCGACCCCCCCCCCCCCCCGGCCUCCUGCGUAUUCAGGGUUGUGCCUUGUUAGGCUGGUAGGGUUGCAAAGUGGAUAGGCUAUUGGGUUAGGACUAAAGACACCCUGGUUCAAAUCCCAACUCAGCUUGAACCUCACUAGAUGAUUAUGGACCAUUCUGCCUAACCCACUUGUGGGACAAGAUACUUUUUCUUCUGCUUUUGGAACAGAAAUCUUCUCAUACUACAGGAGCUGAGGGAUCCAGUCUGGUUUACCUUGCCUGGCGAAUCCAGCUAAUCUCUUAGUCAAGGCCUUUCCAAGUCCUGUCUGACUUUUAAAACUGACAGGUUAUAUCUUGACUGGCUGACACUUCGCCCAGCCCUGUUCGGCUGAAGGAUCUCCAGAGAUAUGACUCAAGUCUAUCAGUCACAAUUACAAAUUGAAGGUUCCCUAACAUCAAAGAUGGCAGGAUAGUCUGUGCUCAUAUGGAACACAAUGUGUGUCGUGUAAACAGGAGCAUAUAUGUGCACGUUUCAGGCAUCAGAUUUGGAUAGUUGCUUUUACCAUCCACUUCUUUAUUCUGGACAGAAUGUAUGUAUGUCAGUUUCUGAAAGAGAUGGCAACCGACUUUAUUGGUUACAAGAAAUAAAUCCUAGUUGUGUGCCCACAUGAACACUGUGCUGCCUGUAUUUUAAUCUGUCUGUGUUCAAUUGCAAAUAACCUUUCUUCUUACAACAUUCUCAGUUAUGUCUGAAAUAUGACAGAAAGCUGGGCUGAUUUCUCCUUUUUAAUUUAUUUGCUGUCAGUAUGGGAUUUUCAGAAUGGAAUAAAAGAUCUUUAUUCACCCUUAGGUGAUACACUGAGUUUAUUUCACUGUGCUACUGUUUUUAUGUUGCUGUUUUAUGUUCGUUCAUUGUGUUUCCAACCCCCCCCCCCGGUUUUUCUUUUAUUUAUUCAUUCUUCCUUUCCCAUUUUAUUUCCAAAGGAUGCACUGAAGGCCCAGUUGAUCUCGUGUUUGUGAUAGAUGGAUCAAAAAGUCUGGGAGAGAACAAUUUUGAAAUUGUCAAAGAGUUUGUUUUGGGAAUCUUGGACACUCUCACUAUAUCUCCCAAAGCUUCACAAGUUGGUUUGAUACAAUAUUCUACUCAGGUUCGCACCGAAUUCACACUGAAACAAUUCAGCACCGCCAAAGACAUGAAGAAAGCAGUGUCUCAAAUUAAAUAUAUGGGGAAAGGUUCCAUGACUGGACUUGCCCUGAAGCAGAUGGUUGAGAGAAGCUUCACAGAAGCAGAGGGCGCCAGACGCUUGUCAGCAAAAGUUCCCCGAGUGUCUAUUGUGUUUACAGAUGGACGGGCCCAAGAUGAAGUUUCUGAAUGGGCUGCUAAAGCAAAGCAAAAGGGUAUGAUGGGAGUAUACUUACAAUUAUAAACAGGAAUUCUGCGAAAGUGCUAGUUACCCGUGUGUAUUUGCACCGUAACUAUACAGGCAAUGACCACUUUGCCCGGGAGUUGCAUUCUUGACACCUGUGCAGAGCAUUUGUGAGCCCUAAAUGCACCUAAAAUGGUUAACAUGGUUGUUGCCUGUAUAUACAGUUUAUUGUGUGCUUGCACCAAAGAGGUGAUCCUGCAGAGUGUCUGAGGUAGGGGCUGGGGAGAAGUUCGAUUCAGUUCACAUUUUAAAGGCCAAUCUACCAAAUUCAGAUUUUCCAAAACAAUAUGAGAACUGAAACACAGGUAUCAUUCAAAAUUUGCACUUAUCUGAAUUUUGUGAUGCAGGGUUUCAACCAAACAGAAGUUUACAAAAUUGCAUGUGUGCAUUAAAAUGUUAUUGGUAAAAAUAACUUUAAAAAUGCGCACCUGUAAAAAAUAUUAUUAGGAGAAAUGUGCACCAGUAUGCGGGAGAACUUUCAUAACAAUUUAUAAUUAGGAAAAAUGAAAGAGAGAGAACUGAAAUGGAUGAAUCCUUCCACCCCAAGUCUUAGGGUCAUCUCUGACCACUGGUCCUGCUAACUAGGGAUGAUGGGAGUUGUAGUCCAACAACAUCUAGGGACCCAAGGUUGAGAAAAGCUUCUUUAAGCAAUGAAAAUGUGGAAGCAUCCAUGGAUAUAUUUUUUUGUACACCAGAGUUCUUGAGACAAGAGCAGGCAUCCCCAACCUGCGGCCCUCCAAAUGUUUUGGCCUACAACUCCCACAAUCCCUAGCUAACAGGACCAGUGGUCAGGGAUGAAGGGAAAUAUAGUCCAAAACAUCUGGAGGGCCUAAGGUUGAGGAUGUCUGGACUAAAGUUUCCAGAUUGAAAGCCAGCAUAUAUGCAUAUGCCUUUCAAUUUUUCAGUGGUACAUAGCACUAAAUCACAAUUCCUCAUUGCAGGCAAACUUGGAGUAAUCUGGUUCAUUCAAACAAUGGUUUGUCCAUAGCUUAAACCAGGCAUAGGCAAACUCACCCCUCCAGAUGUUUUGGGACAACUCCCAUCAUCCCUAACCACUGGUCCUGUUAGCUAGGGAUCAUGGGAGUUGUAGUCCCAAAAGAUCUGGAGGGCUGAGUUUGCCUAUGCCUGGCUUAAAUUAACCAAAGCUCCUAGUUGUCAGUUGUAAAGGGGAACUUGAGUUGAUUUAAAGGCAGUUGAAAAAACCUGAUCUCCUCUUGGCUGUGUGAGAGAAGGGAAGGGACAUGAGGCCAAAGCUCAUCAUUCCUUGCUUCUGUAGUACUAAGCUAUAGUUUAGCAUUACAACAUGACAGGAGAUAAGCCACAGGUUCUGCUCCCCACCCCUUCCUCAGCCCUGCUAUACAUCCCAUUCCUGGCAUGCCUGGAGUUCUGAUAACUUACAGCAAGUUGGAGAAGAGAGAUGAGCUGAGGCAGCUGGGAAGAAGCCACAUCUGGACUUGUCCCCUUCAUUAGCAGAUUUAAAGGUAUAUGCCUGUUGUUCUGGCUUUCAGCCCGGGAACCUAACCUGAGAUUGAUGGGCUGCACAAGUUGUGGGACUAGAAACAUUUGAUACAUUGCUAGGAAUUGGCCUGUGGUGAGUUAUCUUCUGAGGCAGAGGAGACAUUUAUGAUCCAGGCCUAGAUUUACUUCCAAAGACAUACAGUGAAGUCAUUCAUCAAAAAUGGCACAUGCUGCUGCUUUCCCCAUUGACAAACAUGCCAAGAUUCUGCCAGAAAUGAGCCCUAUGAGUCAGUGCAACCCCACAGCAGCCAAUAAGAGUUGUGCUCAGCAUGAAGUUUGGUCUGGAAUGUUUCAUUGUUGAUAUCCCACCUUUUAAAGAACAGAGUCCAGCAUGGAUAGUUCAUUCAUGAAAAUAAAGCAAGAAUUUGGAAUGAUAUUUUUUCUCCUGGCUGAUGAAAGGCUAUUUAAGGGGAUAUUGGUGCAGGAAUUCAAAAUGGAGAGGACUUACAUUGGGUUUUUCCCCCCUGGAACAGAAGCAAUGACAAACUGUAGUAGACAUGCAAGUUGUUGCUGGAUGUGCUCACUGUUCCCAGGGGCUUCCACAGAAAUAUAAGAACUGACAAGUGCAGCAAUCUUUUCUGAUAUCUGAAGACUUCUUCAGUAACAAGGAUAUCCUUUAAAGUGAGGUAGCUAAUGGAUGGUCCUCCAGAUGUUGGAUUCCAGCUCCCACUAGCCCCAGCCAGCAUGGCCAGUAGAAUUGUAGAGCUGCAAGGGACCCCAAUGGUAAUCUAGUCCAACCCCCUGCCUUGCAGGAAAUUCAGGGAUGAUGGGAGUUAAAGUCCAGCAAACUCUUGGAGGGCCACAGGUUAGCCAUCCCUGAUUUAAAGAAUUACCAUAGAUCUACUUCUGUUCAAGAAUAUGCUAUGCAAUCCACAAUUAAAUUAAUUAAAUACUGUGUGUGUGUGUGUGUGUGUGUGUGUGUGUGUGUACAUUAUUGAUAAGUCAGAUGUGCCUGAGAGAAUUUUUCAAACGCAGAGCAAUCUGGACACGUAAUAAUUGUUGCUUUUUUAAAAAAAAUGUAUGCUAUCAAUGAUGUUUCUGAGUUAUUCAAGCCCCAGAUUGAUGCCAUAGGAACGGACAAAAUUUUAGCCUUCUACAAAUGGAAGAGCUUCUCUCUGGUUGGUGACCUGCAACAGUGGAAUACCCUCACUGGUGGGUUGCGGCAAUGUCCCUCAUUAUUAAUAUUCACAGGGAAUUUAAAAACAUGCCUGUUUACCCAGACGUUUGGUGUCUGAAAGAUAUUGUUCGUGGCAACCUUGAAAUUAUUAGCUGUGAGGUUAUAUAAACUGUUUUAAGAUGUUUAAAAUAUUUUAUUUUUAGUUCAGUUAUACUGAAAUCCUUUGGUUGAGAUUCUGGAAUCUGAAUGAAGUGAUAAUGGGUAAUAAAUAAAUAGAGAUUUUAAACAAGACUAGCCAGAUAUAGCCAACUGAGCCAUCACCUGGAAUAAGGAACAUGGCAGCCACUACAAUUGGGCAUCAGUCAAAGACAAAUCAUGUUUCAACUGAAUCUGCUUCAGUUUGAUGGGACUAACUUGCCCCAUUGAUUUCAAUGGCUCUUAAGCUAGCACAUGUAUCAUUGCUGGUGAGUUUUUAAAAAAAUAAAAGUUUCUGAAUGCAAGUCCUGUCCCCAUGGACACCCUCCCUAAAUAUCAGCACUGAUCUCCAUUCCUGCAGAAUUAUCUUGCCUUGGUGUAAGGGGUCAUGUGAUAACACUGAAGCAUUUUCCUUUCCAUUGACCAUGCUGUGCCUUAACAUAGUAUCUUUUGACCAUAAACAAUUUAUUUUUUUAGGAAUCACAAUGUAUGCCAUCGGAAUAGGGAAAGCAAUUGAGGAGGAAUUACGAGAAAUCGCUUCUGACCCUCCAGACAAGCAUCUUUUCUAUGCAGAGGAUUUCAGUGCCAUGGAAGAGAUUAGUGAAAAGCUGCAAAACAGAAUCUGUGAAGGUAAUAAUUGUGCCAGAUUCAGUUUUCUUGUAUGAACAAUUAAUGCAGACAGAAGUUUGUGGCCUGGCAGAAGGGAUCUAACCAUUUGUCUUGAACAUCUGCAGAAAUCACAGGGAUACAUGUAAAACACAAUGACCAAUGAGCCACUGGGAAGAGUAAUGUUUCAGCUGUUUAUCACUCGGGGAAUAUUUGACUUUAUUCUAACGCCAGGGACAUAUACAAUCAUUUCUACUACUUCUGCCAGCUUAACAAGUCAUGUAUGAAAUGUACAACUCAAGAAACCCAGGAGAACUGGCGACGCCCUCCCCUUCCUAUAUACUGCAGAAAGAUCAUCAGUACUGCUAAAAAACAACUACACCAUGCACGAUCCAUUCCUUUGGGGAUAUUUGGUAAUUUAUAGUUUUCUGUUAAGAUGGCCUGUUGGUCAGUAUUAGUCACAUCUGAGGGAAUAUGAUGGAAUACAGGGGAAGGACACAGGCAGCACUGAGUGGCAACAAGGAGGAAGUCACAGUAAAAACAUAUUCUUUGGCAGUGAUUUUUAGAAUAAAAAUGAGUAGACAAAUUCAGAAAUGAACGACUCCAGGCUUGAAGUAUUUUAUUUCAGUUCUUUGAGCCAUGGAUCUGGCUUUCUAUUGCUUAUUUUAAUUUCUUCCUGGCGGCCGCUGUUCUCUCAGGUCAGCUGCUAACAUGAAUGUAAACCCUGCACUGGCUAGGAGAUGCAUUCAAUUUAUCUUCCAUAUUCUCUCCCACGUUCAUUACUUGCAUUCAUACAUGACACAAAUGCUCAAAAGAAUCUCACUUGCGCUUUUAAUACAAUGUAUGAAAAUGUUCUAAUAAGAGCUGAAGAUAACUAGUACUGGAUCUAUUUUGAAAACCCAAGUGCUUAUCAUGCUGCCUGGCAUACACAAUUCUACUUCUCAGUAGGAUUGUAACUGAUUAAAUCAUUUUUUUAAACUAAGGCUGUCCCCAGUUAAUUAGGCAGCAGAUUGAGGGUUUUAAAAAUAUUUUAAUGCAAUACUUUAAAAAAACUAUAGACUGCAAGCACAGUCUUUAAAAGUGGUAUUGCCCCCUCUCUUCUCUCACCAAGUAAGAAUCCUUCUUCUAAGACGACACAUUCAUGCAUAAUCUAAAAAAAAAAUACAGUGGUACCUUGGUUCUCAAACUUAAUCUGUUCCGGGAGUCUGUUCGACUCCUGAAACUGUUCAAAAACCAAGACGCAGCUUCCGAUUGGCUGCAGGAGCUUCCUGCACUCACUUGGAAGCUGUGUCGGACGUUCGGUUUCCAAAAAGUGUUCUCAAACCAGAACACUUAGUUCUGCGUUUUUGGUGUUCGGGAGCCAAUUUGUUCGACAACUAAGCCGUUUGAGAACCAAGGUACCACUAUAUGCCCCUCACUUCAGAAAGUUUGGGUUGGAUCCAAUGAAAGGAGUCCUUCUGCCAGGUAAAGGAGUACUUCUAUUAGAGAAAGCCUCCUUACUUAGGAAGCUCCUUCUGUCAGAGGCAGAGAACUUUUAGGUCCAAACCUCUAUGGGAGGCGGGUGGCGCUGUGGUCUAAACCACUGAGCCUAGGACUUGCCAAUCAGAAGGUCGGCGGUUCGAAUCCCCGAGAUGGGGUGAGCUCCCGUUGCUCGGUCCCUUCUCCUGCCCACCUAGCAGUUCAAAAGCAUGUCAAAGUGCAAGUAGAUAAAUAGGUACCGCUCCGGCGGGAAGGUAAGCGGCGUUUCCGUGCGCUGCUCUGAUUUUGCCAGAAGCGGCUUAAUCAUGCUGGCCACAUGACCCGGAAAAACUGUCUGCGGACAAACGCCGGCUCCCUCAGCCUGUAAAGCGAGAUGAGCGCCGCAAGCCCAGAGUCGUCCGCGACUGGACCUAACAGUCAGGGUCCCUUUACCUUUAAUAGAGUAUAAGAAAGAUGCUUCCCUAUGCACCUCCAGAUAAUUGACAAAUAACCCACUUUGCAUCAUACCACCUUGAGGUAUCCUAUAUAUUUUGUGUGCGUGUUUUAUCCCUACACUCACAAUUGUUUCACCUUUUAUCUGUGGCAACCUCUGCAACAGGAGGAACAUUUUUCAUACUCUCUUAAGUAAUAUAUGUUUCUGCAAGACCAUGACCUCCCAAGCACAUAUAUAUUCAAUGAUGACUUAGCAAAGAACAAGCAGUAACAACUGAAAUGAUCCUGCUGAAUGAUUUUCUGUUGUCCAGAAACAAUUCUAGCCAUCUAAAUCUCCCUGAAAUCUCAUUCGUCCUCCUGGUUUAUUCUAGAUCAUUAGUAUGUUACAGAUUUCUGCAAUAAAUGCUGUUUCAUUUCAUGUUGACAAUAUUUCUUCCAGGUCUGAAAGGCCACCAGGAUUUGCCAGCAAAUGUCCUGUAUUCAGAAGAUUCACAUUCUCAAGGUUUGAGAUUCUAAGUCUGUGUAUCUUCCAUUUCCAGCUCACCUAGUUCUCCACUAAGCAUUUGUCAUUCUCAAUCAUUUCUUGAAAAAGUAAUAUUAGGCCACUUUCAUUGUAAUGCUGUUGCUGAGCUCAUGUUUAAAUAUUUGUAUCAAUAUAAAAUGAGUGCAAAUCCAUGUGCAACACAUGUUCCUGGUACAGUUUUCAUAACCUUAUGUAGAAGUUCAGGCACACAGGAAAGUAUUUUUAAAAUUAGAACAUUUCAACUAAAUCCAUUCUUUAAUUUUGAAAACAUACCAUGCAUGUUAUAUAUUAUCUCUGUAGAUCUGGGUUAAUCUAAAAGCUUCACAUAAAAAGCAAACUGAGGAAUUAUCUUUUUUAGCACAGUGUACUCAGUCUUCUUUCACUAAAAUAAAUACACAAAUACACAAAACUUGUAAAAAGCUGGAUGCCAAUAAGGAACAAGAAAAUAUGUAAGAUACGUGGCUUACUAUAUUAAAUUCAGUUCUGUUCUUUAUGGCUCCUUACAGAACCGGAAGCAGCUACCCUAGCAAUCAAAGAUGUUCUCACCUGUACCAAUUUUGCAGUGCAUCACAAGUAUCUCUUUGAAGAAAAACAGCUGCGAUCAAAAGUAGCUUCAGGUAAAUCUACUUCGGUUCUGCACUUUAGCAUGGAUAUUUAUCCUCCGACACAGGAGGACCCCUCCUCAGUUGCAAUCCCCACCUACAACUGAAGUAGUCCAUUCCAGACACACACGUACCACUUCUGUUUACCCUAUUUAUUGGCUAUUUACUGUAAUUCAUCACAGCCAAGUCUGACUCUGAAUGGAGAGGAGGGCUCUGCUGGGUCAGCUUGGAUUUGUGCUGAAUUGGGAAAGUAUUAAGUAUUCAAUUUUAUCAAUGCUGUCAGUGCAAAAAUGAUGUCUACUUCAAAUAAUCCCAAUCCUGAUAUAUAUUUUUUUCCAGCAGGCUAUGCACUUCUUGUCCUGCAAGAUUGCCAACCCUCAGAAGGGUUACACGGAUUAUACAAAAAUUUGUUUUGAUCCUGGGUUUUGCAUGUUGCACUGCUAUGAAAGUGACUAUAAUCUCAAUUGUAGAGCACAUGAUUUGGCAUAGAAACCUCCCUCUGGAGAGCCAGUGUGGUGGAGUGGUUGAGAGCGGUAGUCUUGUAAUCUGGGGAACCGGGUUCACGUCUCUGCUCCUCCACAAGCAGCUGCUGGGUUACCUUGGGCCAGACACACUUCUUUGAAGUUUCUCAGCCCCACUCACCUCACAGAGUGUUUGUUGUGGAGGAGGAAGGGAAAGGAGAAUGUUAGCCGCUUUGAGACUCCUUAAAGGGAGUGAAAGGCGGGAUAUCAAAUCCAAACUCUUCUUCUUCUUGUGGGCACUUCGUCCUUGGAGGUUUUUAAGCAUAGGUUACAGAUGCUUUAGCUGAGACACAGAUGUUUUAGUUGCACUUUAGUUGAGAUUCCUGCAUUGCGAGGGGUUGGACUAGAUGACUCUACAAUUCCGAUUCAUGUUUAAAUCUUGUCAUCUCCAUUAAAGAGCAUUAGAUAGCAGAUACUUGCAACCAUGGAGAACUGCCAAUAGUCAGUGUACUUGAAUAACACUGAAUGCAGAGUAGAAAUUAUGUAAAUAGGUGAAUAAAUCCAUCCUACUAUGGGGCAGCUUCUCAAGCUUCCUUGCUGAACAAAUUGGUGCUUGUAUCCCUGUCAGUGAUCACCUCUUGGAAGAGAUUAAGGGUUCCUUGGAUUCAAGUCCUCAAACUCAUUGGAGGUGGAAGUAUUUCCUCUGCUCCAACUGGAGCGACUCUUAUGUCAGAUCUAAGAUUUAUCUGUCAUGGAUUGCUCUUUUAGUACCAACACAUUACUUUCAGUCAUAGAGCAAACAUGAAUAAAUCUAAUAAAAAAUGGACAAGCAAAAAGUUUUUCUCAACCAGCUUCAUAAGUUUCCUAUGUACUUCAUAGUUUCUUGUUGGUGACCUUCAUUAUGUUAAAUAGGACAGAUGCAAGUGAGUGAUCUGUAUUUAUUUGGAUCUGUAUUUAUUUAGUUAAUGUGUUACAGUACGGUUUUCUAAACCUCUCCCAUCUGUUUUUCAGGAAAUCCUUCAGAAGACAAAGACCCAUGUAAAUGUGAAAACUUUAUGACGUUCCAGAAUUUUGCAAAUGCUGAAGUUAAAAAACUAACACGACAACAUAUCCUUUUUUAUAUACCUAUUUCAUAA
Podarcis lilfordi (Lilford's wall lizard) is the source of this 40989-nucleotide messenger RNA. NCBI's taxonomy places the organism in Eukaryota, Metazoa, Chordata, Lepidosauria, Squamata, Lacertidae. The record is from the annotation of a GenBank genome assembly.